AUGCGAGAUGGACAACUUCCCGACCCGCCCCUCGCCCGUAUAGACCACCUCCGGGCGACCCGUCGCCUCGUCCUGUCCCACCCGGACCAGGACGUCCUUCCAUCCGAGACUCGCUGCGCCGCCGGGGGCGGCUUUGCGCGCGGCCUCUUUCGCUGCGAACCGGCCCGCGAGCCAGCGGGCCAUGUCUGCGGAUACCGGGGGCGGGGAGGGGGGAUGUGGGCGGUGGUUGACGGAGGGGAGCGGGGGGAGGGCGAAACGCGUGCGAAAGUCGUGUUGUUCUUGGUCGUGGAGGAUGCGCCGGACGAAGCGCGUGAGGUAGUCGCCGCGACGGAGGAGACGGGCGAUGCGUGGGAUGUGGACGAUGUCGGUGCCGAUGUUGAGGGCGUAGGGGAAGGGGAUUGGUUUCAUGGUGAUGUGGAUGGAGUGUGA
This is a messenger RNA of Aspergillus terreus NIH2624, 429 nucleotides long. RefSeq lists its product as uncharacterized. The record is from RefSeq and is a predicted model, not a curated record. The coding region runs from base 1 to 429 and encodes 142 amino acids. The transcript has a single exon. NCBI's taxonomy places the organism in Eukaryota, Fungi, Ascomycota, Eurotiomycetes, Eurotiales, Aspergillaceae.